This is a messenger RNA of Didymodactylos carnosus, 1017 nucleotides long. The record is from the annotation of a GenBank genome assembly. Lineage: Eukaryota; Metazoa; Rotifera; Eurotatoria; Philodinida; Philodinidae.
AUGGAAAAUAAACUAGUGAGAGGUGGAAAUCGGAAAGAACGAUUAUUUGACAGUAUCGAUAGUAUUGAACAGCAUAAGAAUGACCAUUAUGUUGAUAUUCAAAAUGAAGGCUAUAAAACACGAAAACUGAUGGAAUCAGCCCAUGGUUACCAGAUUCCACUUAAACAGCUCCAGGUGCAUGAUAAACAGUCAUUAGUUCACAAUACACAUAAUCGCGUGGAAAUUCGACGAAGAAACGACCGUUAUUUUGACAUCAAAAAGUCUCCCGGCUGUCUGAAAUGCUUUGUUACCGUAAUGUUUUGUCUUCGUUCCCCCAUUGAUGGCUAUGAAAAUACGCCUCUUCAUCCAUCAGAUAUUGCUGUUCAACAGCCCGAAUUACUCAUAUCUGAUGUUCAGUUGAAAGCUGAAAAAGCAAAACAAGAAUGCAACCAAGCAACCAAGGACGGUCUCACAGAAGACGAAUCAGCUGCUAUUUAUUUGUAUACAAUGGAAUGGGAAUCAGGCGCUCCGAGUCUUUAUCAUUUGUUGAACGAAACAUUGCGCGAGAAAACGGGUAGGCAACAACUCGAACCAUGGUUUUUAUAUUUGAAAUUGUUUUUAACAGCUCUUCUUAAAUUACCUUCUAAACAACAAACAAUAUGGCGCGGUGUUAGAAAAGAUUUGAGUAAACAGUACCAAAUUGGUCAACGAGCCUCGUUGACCAAUUUGGAAGUUCAACCAACGGAGCUAUUGUUAGCAUUACAGUUGACACUGAAGGAAAUCCAAACUGAAAUUGACCAAAAUCAUAGGAGGGCGGAUUUUAAAAAAUUUCAACUAAUAGCUGAACCAAAACAAGAACCAAGUGAGUACGGCAAUAAAACAGGUGUCUGUCACAUUCAAGGCGACCCUCAUUUGUUGAUGUUUCCGGAAAAGCUCAAAGGUGAGCGAGUACAAUAUUGGUGUCGACUACUUGGUGUACAUCCGUUGUUAUGCAAUAAAUAUGUUACCGCAACAGUUAGUGUAACUGAACAAUAUUAG